GUCAUGGUUUGUAUAAUGAAACAAACUUUCUCCUCUUGUGCUAGAAUGAGGACAGAAAGGAAAACACAAACUUUUAAUGCCAAAAGGACUAUUCCUAUCUCUCAAAAACCAGUGAAUGGGUCUUUAUGUGUUAGAAAUUUGAGGAAGAACCAACUUGGAGGGGUCAUAUUUGGAUGCACAAGGAGUACAAUGAAAGAAUGUCUAUCUAAACAACUAUUUGGCUUACCAGCUCGACACUUUUCCUAUGUGAAGAACAUUGAUCCUGGGUUACCUUUGUUUCUAUUCAACUACACUGAUAGGAAGCUACAUGGAAUUUUUGAGGCAUCUAGCAUGGGAAAGAUGUAUAUAGACCCUUAUGCUUGGAUUAAUGAUGAUUAUUCCAAUGAAACACAAUAUCCUGCACAGGUACAUAUGCUAAUUGUUGUCUAGAUGCAUCACUAUACUAUAAAUCAUAUGAUGGUGAUUCUUGUAAGACUUAUUGAGAUUAAUGCCCUAGUGUUAUUGAUGUUUAAGGUCAAAGUUCGUGUUGGACUUCAAUGUCGUCCAUUAACCGAAGAUAAAUUUAGACAAGCAAUUGCAGGGAACUACUAUGAUAAUAACCAUUUUAGGUUUGAAUUAGACCGUAGUCAAACAAAUAAGCUAAUGUUUUUACUUACUUCUGCGGCAAUAGCUCCUGGUACACCUGUACCACGGUAUAAUAUGAAUUGGAGAUCGGCGUGUCCAUCUCUUACAUCAUGUAAAACUUUAAAGAAAGAUCGUCUCGCUCAACCAGUGCGUACCCACCCAAUUAAGAAGAAGGUAAACGAAGGUGAAAAAAACCGUAUACAUAAGAAACUAUUGGAAUUGACUCUUGGCAAGAGAAACCAAGACCUUUCUUUUCUAGACAGUGUAAAUGGUGCUUCUAAUGAGAGCAAGAUAAAGGGUUAUAUAGAGGAACACUCAUGUUUAGAGAAGAAUGGAGAGAAUGUCAGUGCUUCAUUCAAGAAUUUAUACACCAUAGUACAGGUUGUUAAUGUCGACGAAUAA
This is a messenger RNA of Medicago truncatula (barrel medic), 1026 nucleotides long. RefSeq lists its product as uncharacterized. The transcript has 3 exons. Gene Ontology annotation, biological process: response to endoplasmic reticulum stress. The coding region runs from base 430 to 1026 and encodes 198 amino acids. The record is from RefSeq and is a predicted model, not a curated record. Lineage: Eukaryota; Viridiplantae; Streptophyta; Magnoliopsida; Fabales; Fabaceae.